Molecule: messenger RNA, 4781 nt
Organism: Ooceraea biroi (clonal raider ant)
Lineage: Eukaryota; Metazoa; Arthropoda; Insecta; Hymenoptera; Formicidae
Source: RefSeq, a predicted model, not a curated record
AUUAAUGAAUAAGUCUGAAAUAACAUUUUUUAAGAUAAGAACUGCUGUUUAUAAUUUAAGAGAUUUGAUUUCGCUUAUAUUUUAAUUUUUCGCGCUGUUUGUAUUGUGCUCAUUUUUAUAAUUUCAUAUUUAUUUGUUUCAUAAAAAUGUCACUGCAGCAGAAUUAGAGCAUCUUUAUAAUUAAAAGCAGUAAAUGCUUAGAGCAAUUUUGAAUUAAUUUUGUAAUCUUUAAUACAUUUAUGGAUAGUACAUAAUACAUGUUUAUGCACGUGCCAAAUUCUGUACAAUCGAUCAAUUAAAUCAUUCAAAGGUAAUUUGCAUUGUUGUGUCGACAGGACAAAAUGGAGAUUAUGGAAGAUGGAAAUUUGGUCGAUCGUGUAAGAAUUUUAUUACAACGCGACAUGCAAUAUUACCAGGUUGGCAGUAUUAUCAAUUGGCUAGUCAUUUGCAUAAAUUAUUGCCCGUCAGAAUAGUUUUCAUUUUAUAUCCAUGAUUAAAUUUAUUGAAUAGAAUUAACUGUACGUAUAUUUCCGCGAUAACUCGAUGAUUUUCAUGACAACUUGUCUCUGCACUCUCUGAAAGCAGGAUGAUAUCGGAAGCGCACUGUACUGAAUUUAUUCCAUUUGUUAAGUAUUUGAUUACAGAGUAAAUUGAUUUAUUGAUUAUGAAUGAAGACGCGCUAAUCAUAUGCAAAUCUGGCCCAAUUAUUAUGUUUCAUGAUAGACACGUGGCUUUUACAUCAAAGUGUAACAAGAUAAAGAAAUGCAAACUGUUCUGAGAGAACCUUUGUGUAUACGCAUCAGUGGUGGAAAACUCGAUUUUCCACGGCACGCCUCGUUCGCUGCGAUUAAGAUUGUCACAUGGUGGGAGGCGGAUUUUGCUGCCGCUUUUAAGCGUGCUUCCGGUUUAAGUUCUACUGAAAAUGAAACUGCUUUGGGCGUAGACAAUGAAGACACUGUCAUUAAGCGAAUCAAACCAUCCGAUUUUAUCCUGCUUGUCGUCGACACCGCCGAACAAUUAUUAGAACAUCUGCACUUGCUGAUUCAAGAAUCCUUGGAUCAUGCCGAUCUCACUGUACUCACUGCCACAUUGGGUGCAGCAGCAUUGAUACGAAAUUGUUUAUGGUGUUAUACUCAACAUGCAAGAGGAACAAUCUCUUCUCAAUCGAGCGCAAAAAUCAAUGCAUCUUAUAAAGCGUUUCAUGAAAUGGCAGAGGCUGUCGCAGAGAGAUUGCUCGACUUACAUAAUCGAUUGAUUUCCUUGUACAUUCUUAAUGAAGCGGACUCUCUUAGCUGGCACAGCGACAAACCGUUCUUUGAAAAGGAGCGGUGUUCGUACGUUAUACAAAUGUGGUGGCUGUACAUGCAAGGUACGAAGGCAGAUUUAUGGAACACAGUCUCGCCUAAGAUGGCACAGCGUGUAUUUUCAGGGAUGCUAAAUGACUCCCUAUCUAUUAUAACGACGCGAUUCAUUCAUGGACGACCGAUGCUCGUGCGCUCUGAACAAUUCUGGUCGGACGCCUUUAAUGUGCUUUCUUGUACGGGCUAUCUCGCUUUAGGUGCAUGCGUCAACAGUGACGAAAUGAUAGGUACACGACCAAAUAAUUUGCCGACAGUUAUAAGAGACAUACAUGCAAAAUGUAACGAACUGUUAAUCUGCUUGCUGCUGAGAGGCACUCCUCUCAAAGAAUUAUAUCAGAUUUUCCGACAUGGAUUAGAAAAUUUGGUGAUAUUGCAACCUCGGCGAGGUCCAGCUCCGUGGCUGUUAAUAUGUGCUCCAAAUUUAUUAGGCACGAUUGACUAUCCAGCUGAUAUUAUAACAUUAUCCGAGGACAAAACUGUUAUUCUUGAACUGAAUAUUAUGAGACAUCAGCCUCAGCCUAACUGGCCUCAAUUAAUGAAAGUGAUAUCAAUGAACGAUUAUGCUGUAGCAAAAAUGUUACUAAAGACUUUAAUACGUCAGAAUGUGGGCUUUACGUGCAUAGAUGACAGCGAUGCGGUCGGUGAAUCAAGGAACGUCGAAAAAAGUUGCAGCGGUUUUUUGUGCAAUGGAUCUGCAUGUGAUAAAUCGCUGAAAAUAACUUCGGCUCUGGCAUUGUACAGCUUAUUUCACGUGUUAGUGGUAACUGUUAACGAGCCGGAGAACAUAAUUAUACCAGCACUGAAGCAGGACACAAAUUGGUCCAAUUAUCUGGACAAACAACAGGUCUGGAAUCAAUCGAGGCCACCCUGGCUCAAUGCGUUGAUAAAACCUUUGAAGACCAUGAUGCAGCCAGUGGUGGAGGUGCUUUUAGAAGCCGCGAAAACAGGUGCUAGCAUAUAUCAAGCAAUGUCUCUGGCGAUCGGUUGCUUCACCGAGUUAUACGUGACGGCUUCCACCCCCGUUUUGCGCGCUGCCUUUUCACUGAACGAUAAUAUCCCCGCGCACUGUCAGCCGAUCGGCGGCAACGUGUUGCUUCAGAUACUGUGUGCCGCUUUGUAUUCCACUCUUCUGGAAGUAUCUACAAAAAGCAGAAGUGAUCCUCAGGAUACACCACGUUCGGCAGAUACGAACUGUGAGCUGAGUCCUUUCAAUCUAUACGAUAGAUCAACCGCUGCGACAGCGCUCGCUGAAGCGAUUUGCAGUAUUGACGAAGACAAUAAACACACGGCGCAAAUAGACUCCUUUUUACUUCUCGUAAAAGAGAGCCUCGGAAGAGAAGAUCGGAAUUCGAGACUCAACGAAUUACAAAAUAUGACUUGCAUCAUUGAAACUUAUACAGACGAAUUAUUGUUUACGAAUAUUGGACGACGUUCUUUAAAAAUCAUAUAUGAUUAUCUAGUCCGGGCGUCCGAUUGGGUGCUACAUAAUUUACACUGCGGCGAGAAGAACAAGCAGGCAGAUUUGAUUAAUCUGCCGGAAGUUUCGCCCAUUAAGAAACCUCUGACACACAUAAUGUUUCAUAUACAGGACAUGUGCUUUGAUCAAUUUAUGGUUAAUUACGAAGCGACGAAUUGGUCGAAAGUAUUGGCGAUGCCUCUGUCGGUUACGUUAGAGCGUGUACGAAGUCAAGUCCUCUUAAGAUCGGAAUUCAAAAACAUUGGGGAUCUCAGCCGUGAAGAUAAAGAAGUGGUGCAGUCUAUCAAGAGAAUUUGUUCGUUUGUCAGAUCAGCACGUUUCAAGAAGAGAGAAAUGACGCUGUAAAUUAAACGUGUCCCCGAUCUUUCCCGUAUUUAGAUUAUCAACGCCACAAGCAUCAAAGUUCCACGCGACGUAAUAGAAUAGAUGAUUAAUCGUGGCAAGUACCGUCUCAUUAUUUGUAGCUUAACUUCUGACUAAUUAUCUUGUAAUAACAGGAAAUUGCAUCGCGGGUCGUUGCGCUCGUUGAUGAUGCAUAAUACGGUGCUUUACGCAGGAUUCGUAUGAGGGAUAUUAAGAAUCUAAAAUACAAUUGCUGCAGAGGAAUAAACGUGACACAGUGUUACAUAAUAAUUUAUUUUUAAUUUUGCAAAUUGACAUGUUCACACAUAUGAGACGCGAUCUUCUUUGCGACGAAUGACUAGUUCAUAUUUUGCACAGAUACAUUUCAGUCGAUAAUCUCAACUCUCACACUAAGAUUCUUUUUAUGAUCGGCCCUCAUUAUGCGUGAAACUUUUAAAUUAUUGUAGUGUUCUUAAUCUGCUUUGUAUAUGUUUUAUAGACAAUGAAGAUUUUCUUUUUUUUUACCAUAAUACAACGGUCAUAUUAUUUGGCACAUUUAUCGAAAGACUACGCCUAUUAAUCGAUCGAUAGACCAACAGACCAACUUGAAAAUUAUAUCAUGUCCCAGAAUUAACAAAUAAUUUUACAGAUCGAAUUUAUAUACGACAAGAAUGUUAUCUUAUCCUUUUUUCAAGAAAAAUCCGUGGAAAUUCUAACUAUUUAUUAUGGACCAGCAAAAGUUCUGAAUCAAUGAAUGUUGUUCAAAUCUGAAAAAUACAAAUGGACAAUAAAGUGCGGUGUAUCAAUCAGUUUAUUGAACAAACUCUUGCUAAUUGAGAGAUUAAAUACUGACAAUUAAAGAGUUGCGUUUUAACAUUCGCUGAGGAAAAUCGAUGUCAUUCUCGAUCUGCCGAAAACUUGGGACACCUUGUGUAUACAGGGCGCAAAGUAUUUCCACGUCUCUGUGACUGAUACGCGAUAAUUAAGCGAAGGAACAAUUGCGUCCGUAACAAUCGAAGCAUCUGGAUUGUUACCCCACAUCAAAUGAAGGACUUAGGCCAAGUGUCCUUUUAUAGCCCUGUUACUAAUUAACGAAAGGAACAAGAUAAAAUGCUGGUUGACAUUCGCAUGGGCGCAAUUGUACAAAGCAAGAAUGUUCAAAGAAUAUCAGAGAAUAAGUUUUCCAUGAUUUAUGUCAUGAACGUCCUGUGAAAUCUCGUGCAAAGCAAACGAAAAGUAAUCGAUGCACUCCAAGAAUGCGGCGUUUUAAAUUUAAUUAAUACAUGUAAGACUUGUGAACAGUAAAAAGUAUUCCUGCGCAUCUUUAAUUAAUUUCGUCAAAUCAUACGAACGUAAAUCGUUUUCCCCGCUUCGCUUCCGGAUAAGUAAAGAGAGCGAGAGUGUGGAAAAACCCGACAUUGCGAACACGCGCGCGCGUGGAAUAGAGCGCGAGACAAGGUAUACAUAAUUUAUACAAGAGAGGAUAGUCGCGUUUUCAUCAAGAACGAAUUAGAAAGGUGUCCCUGGAUCAGCUUCACCGAUUAAUUGUUGUCGUAUCCCGCCGCUGUUGCUGCGCCCAGAGGUCUCGGCAGGCCACCCGC